Molecule: messenger RNA, 2165 nt
Organism: Lagenorhynchus albirostris (white-beaked dolphin)
Lineage: Eukaryota; Metazoa; Chordata; Mammalia; Artiodactyla; Delphinidae
Gene: CHLSN
Product: chromosome 15 C7orf50 homolog
Exons: 5
Coding region: 1019-1693 (224 amino acids)
Source: RefSeq, a predicted model, not a curated record
GACGCGACUCGACGCGCCUCCCUCUCCCCGGUCGAGGCCUUGGGUGCCCGCCGACCGUGGGCUGCUUCUUCCAUCCCGGGACCCACGCCAGUCCCCUGGGCUCUGCCGGCCCCACCUUCUCUCUGUAAGAACGGGGAGUGGUCUGGACCACGUCGCUGCCCCCUCCCCCCAGGCUGGGCUGUCAUCACCGUUGGCGACCCGCCUUCGGGGCCUUUAUAGCCGGAGGCCUUAGCCCUGCAAGGUCCACCGCCACGGAGCGCAUUGAGUGUCAGGGCUUGGGGGCGGAACCCACCAGGGCAUCUACCAUUUUGCUUGUGAAAUUACCUGGGUAUGCGUAGCUCUUUGCUUGGCAAUGUGAGUGUUUAGUCUUUUAAUUCAUUGUUACACUCAGGAAUUCUUACAAAGUGUGGGGGGUAUUUUCCUAGUGUGAUGAAAUGACUUUGGAAGUUACACUUAACAGCGGAUGGAGCACAGCGGAUGGAGCUGACGUCGUGAGGUGCUACAUGCACGUUUAACGAAGCCUUUGGAUUUUCCUGUUUCCUUCUUUUGGAGCCACUAACAUGUUUUGUUUUGUUGCCUGAAGAGCCUGCAGCCUGGUGCCUGUGGGGCUGGAGGGCAGCUGGGCCCCUGUAAGGCCCGCGGUGGAGGUGGGUUAGGACGCGGCCCCAAACGGGUAUAUCCACUCUGUGCCCGGUCGUGCAGUUUUCUCUCCCAAGGACGCAAGGUGCAGAAGCCGCUGGGGAAGACAGUCCAGAGUCUGCAGGGUUGACACGGGGUGAAAACAAUUGAAAAUCUUGAGCAAAAGUGGGAUUGUUUUUGCUUUGAGGGAAGCAGCGUCGGACGCUGUGGGAAGCCUGGCACCCCAGGCCCACCUCGAGUAUGGGGGGGAGAGAGGUCUUUGUGGUCUCGUGGUAUGCUUUUCAUUAAAAUGGCAAGAUCAGUACUGUCAGAUUAGGAACGACUGUCUGCUAGUCUUUCAGAAGUUGCUGGAAGUUACGCUCUCUGUGUGUUAAACGUUAUGUCUAGACUCGCAGCUCGUUCGCUUGAUGUUCGCUCAGCUCUGCCCACGCUGGCUGUCCAUCUCCCGGAACUGCAUUUCCAGGUUACACACAAAAUGCAGCCUGAACUCCUGGUCAGUCACACGUUCCCAAAAUGGAAGGAAAGCAGCUUCUUGCAGGGAGGAGGAGGCCUUAAAGACUGGGUGUGUAGGAGCCAGGUUCCUGCUAAAAGUCAGCCAACGAAAGCCACCCCCCAUAAAUGCCUGGGAGCCGCGUCCCCGGAGGAGCAGAGGGUCCUGGAGAGGAAGCUGAAGAAGGAGAGGAAGAAAGAAGCCCGGAGGCGGCUGCAGGAAGCGGGCAUCUCCGUGGCCCAGAGCCCAGCAGCCAGGCGCUCGGGGGCCGCGCUGGCCUUGGACUACCUGUGCAGCUGGGCCCAGCAGCACGAGAACUGGAGGUUUCAGAAGACGAGGCAGACCUGGCUGCUGCUGCAUAUGUACGACCGUGACCAGGUCCCCGACAAGCACUUCUCCACCUUGCUGGCCUACCUGGAGGGGCUCAGGGGCCAGGCCCGCGAGCUGACGGUGCGGAAGGCAGAGGUGCUGAUGCGGGAGCUGGACGAAGCGGGUGCAAGCGCCGACGCCCCACUGCCGGGGAGAACCCAGCGCGUCCGGCAGGUGCUGCAGCUGCUCUCCUAGCGGGCGGCGCGGGGGUGCGGGGGUGGGGUCCCUGGCCCUCCUGGCCCCUGACCCUUGCAGGGACCACUGCUCUCUCCUGAUUCCUUGGCCAGAAAUUGUUUAUAGGGGAUGACAGUUUUAACCCCUUCACAGCAGAACGCAGUCACUCUGAAAUAAGCCGCCCUCCCAGUGGCCCUCAGGCCCCCAAGGAAGUUGCUUAUUAAGGGAAAUGCCCGUUUUUGUCCCAGGGGUGUCUUAGAGGUCACCAGAGCUGGCCCUCCCCGCCCGCUGUGGUCCAUCCGUGUGGGGGCUUGGCCCCCCCCCAUGGGUCUGGCGGCCCCUCGGUGCCGGCCGCCUGGCCACCUGCCUGCGUUCACCUAGGGGCCUGCGCUGUGGCUCAUCCAUGUCGCCUCCCUCCUCAGGCAGGCCACGGCUCCGCUGGCCACUUACAGGGAAACCUGGGUGUAUUUUCAAUAAAAACCGGCCUCUGGAG